GAACACCGAUGUUCUUUGGUACACUUGGAAUUUUUCCAAUAGUAAUAGUACUAUAGACUUGUUUUGUGAAGAGAGAUAGAGCUUAUCCUUAACCUAAUCUUUGACCCAGCGGCGUUUGGAGGUUGCAGCAGCAAUGCCGACGCUGAACUUGUUCACCAACAUCCCCGUCGACACCGUCGUUGCUUCCGACAUUCUCAGAGACGCCACCAAAGCUGUUGCUAAGAUAAUCGGAAAACCCGAAUCCUAUGUGAUGAUACUGUUGAAUGGGAGUGUCCCUAUUGCGUUUGCUGGGUCUGAGGAGCCAGCUGCUUAUGGUGAACUCAUCUCCAUUGGUGGCCUUGAUCCUUCUGUUAAUGGCAAACUAAGUUCCACCAUUGCUGACAUCCUGAAAACUAAGCUUUUCAUUGAUAGUUCCCGAUUCUAUAUCAAGUUCUAUGAUGUUCAGCGCUCAUUCUUUGGGUUCAACGGCUCAACCUUUUAGAUCAAACUAUAGUUGUGGCGUUGGAGAGGGACAAAAUCCGGCUAAUGAUCAUUCUAUCGACCGUGAAAAAUAUGUUGUAUGCAUGAUUGUAGUUAACCAAUAAACUUGAUAUAUAAAUUAUGUAGGAUUGUUAAACAAUACAGUUGUCCUUUUUAUGCCAUUCAUUCUGAUAUUUUAGAAUCCAUGCUUU
Arachis ipaensis is the source of this 671-nucleotide messenger RNA. Its product is annotated as Tautomerase/MIF superfamily protein. NCBI's taxonomy places the organism in Eukaryota, Viridiplantae, Streptophyta, Magnoliopsida, Fabales, Fabaceae. The record is from RefSeq and is a predicted model, not a curated record. Gene Ontology annotation, molecular function: phenylpyruvate tautomerase activity.